Molecule: messenger RNA, 1296 nt
Organism: Macadamia integrifolia
Lineage: Eukaryota; Viridiplantae; Streptophyta; Magnoliopsida; Proteales; Proteaceae
Product: photosynthetic NDH subunit of lumenal location 5, chloroplastic-like
Exons: 7
Coding region: 242-1051 (269 amino acids)
Biological process (GO): protein peptidyl-prolyl isomerization; protein folding
Molecular function (GO): peptidyl-prolyl cis-trans isomerase activity
Source: RefSeq, a predicted model, not a curated record
GUAGUGAGUAGUUACCAAAUACAGGCGAGACGCCAAUCCGUUCUCAACCAACUUCUCCAUCUUUCCAGUCUUUUCCUUUAUUUCUUGGAGGCUCUUUCAGUCUCUUCCCUUCUUUCACUGCAUCAGAGAGAGUGUCUGACCAAUUCCUGAAAACAAAAACCCUUAUCAAGAAUCAAGAGUCGAUCAUCAGCAGAGUGAAACUUUACAGUUUACACACACGCGCACACUCAGAUUUGCGUCAAUGGCGGCCAUCCCCUUUACUGCUAUGGCGAGCGUGGGUUCGACUGUUUCCAGUUCGUCGGCUACAGCCCCACGAAGCAUCUCACAGUUGAAGGUUAUAAGCCCUUGCUGUAAUGCUUCUAAAUUGCGAAAAUGGUCGGCGCCGUCUGAUGUUUCUUCGCCAUCGGUCUUCUUCUCCGGUUCAUUGCGUCUCGUCCCUCUAACGUCGUCUUCUUCGUUAUUCUCUUUUUCUAAGAGGAGAACUGGCUUCGUUAGCUCCGCUCGUGCCGCAGCUCAGGACGCGGGAUUGCAAUCAAAAGUCACUCAUAGAGUGUAUUUUGAUAUAAGCAUUGGAAAUCCUGUGGGUAAACUUGCUGGGAGGAUUGUAAUAGGAUUGUUUGGUGAUGAUGUUCCCCAAACGGCUGAGAACUUCCGUGCUCUGUGUACAGGAGAGAAGGGCUUUGGGUACAAAGGUUCCACAUUCCAUCGUGUAAUCAAGGAUUUCAUGAUUCAGGGAGGAGAUUUCGACAAAGGAAAUGGAACUGGAGGCAAAAGUAUUUAUGGUCGAACAUUUAAAGAUGAGAACUUCAAGUUGGCUCAUGUUGGACCGGGAGUAGUCAGUAUGGCAAAUGCAGGGCCAAACACCAAUGGAAGUCAAUUUUUCAUUUGCACUGUCAAGACACCAUGGCUGGAUCAGAGGCAUGUUGUGCUUGGGCAGGUUUUGGAAGGCAUGGACAUCGUGAAGUUGAUUGAGUCGCAAGAGACUGAUAGAGGGGAUCGUCCGAGAAAGAAGGUGGUGAUCAGUGACUGCGGUGAACUUCCAAUAGUCUAAGAUUCCACCCAUUAUAAAGGGGUGCUCUUGGGCUUUUGGACGCCGGAGGCUUUUCUGAUGUAUGGGCUUUAAUAACCCUGAGUUUUGUUUUCUUGUAUUCUGAAUUCGGAUACAUAUGAACCAGAGCAUGAUCAGGAUGAGAAUACCUUAUUUUUGUCCUUUCCCUUUUAUGCCAGACAAUAUUCAGGCUUUGAGCUUCCAUUGCGAUUGUACAAAUGAUUCUAAGGAUUACUUAUUUGAAUUCA